Messenger RNA from Toxoplasma gondii ME49, 1407 nucleotides. Its product is annotated as flagellar associated protein. Bases 1 to 1407 code for a protein of 468 amino acids. The record is from RefSeq and is a predicted model, not a curated record. Lineage: Eukaryota; Apicomplexa; Conoidasida; Eucoccidiorida; Sarcocystidae. Gene Ontology annotation, cellular component: axoneme; axonemal dynein complex. The transcript has 9 exons. Gene Ontology annotation, biological process: cilium-dependent cell motility; regulation of cilium movement; axonemal dynein complex assembly.
AUGCCGACAAAGACAAAGAAAAAUGGAGGCAAGAAAACGGCAGAGGCGGGUCCGGCAAGCGCAACAGCGCUUGGACUUGAUGAGAAACAAAAGCUUCAGGGUGCAGCUCUGAAGACAUACCUAAAGGAACGUGCCGAAAGCACACUGAAAUCGGCAACACACAACAAGAAAAAGAUUAUUGCCAAAUGGCUCCCUAUAAUGCGAGGAAUGAAGCUUCAAGAAAUAAGAAAAAACGCCGACGAUUACAUCGCAAACCGCGAGAUACAAGCAGAGCGCGCAGACGCCCGACUGGAAAUGAAAGAUCUUGAUUUGGAUGAUGCAGCAGAACACCAGCAUAUGAUUGUUUCUUCUCACAAGGUUAAUAUUAAGAAACUACUUGAUCUGCAGUCAGCGCGUAUGCACAAGCUGGAACAAAAAUAUAGGGAGCAUCUCUCCUUUCUUCAGCAGCAAUUUCAGGAAGACAUUGGAAACAUAGCUCAAGUUCACUCUGCGUUCAAGCAAGAACUUGAAUUGAUCGUUCAGCAAAUCGAGAAGGAAGAGACGCUGCGUGCUCACGAAGAAACAACAGAACACAACACACAGUAUGAGUUGAUUCGCAACAGAAACAUCGAGGCAGACCACCUGGUGGAAUCGGCGUUAGACGAGCAGAUCGAAAGCCUCAAGGAACGUUGCGAUACAGCUCUUCAGAACUACAGAUCAAGCACUGACGCAAAUGCUCACGAAUACAAAAAGCUGUUGCAGCAGGAUGUAACCCUGUCGAGACAGGUUGAUACCAAAUUGAAACAAGUCGAGAAAUUGCAAGCGGCUAUCGCUCACUGGAAGGCGAAGCUUGCCCAGAAUAGACAAGAGUGCGAAUCACGAAACGAGCAGAUGAAGGUAGAAAUUGAACAACUGCGGCGACACUGCAAGGAGAUGAAAGCACGAAUGAAUCGAGCACGAGAAUCCGAUAGACAGAGAUUGGUUGAUCUCUCGACCAACGCUCGAGAAUGCAAGAAAAAGCUCACAGACCAACUGAAACUUGCAGAACGAAUUCUUCGGACCGCAGAACUCUGCAGGAAAUAUGAGACACCGAGGGAGAAAAUUGCCCCGUUGCCGGCUCCACCAAAUUGCACAGCCCACGACGUGGAUUGGAAUGAAGUCAGCGAAGCGCUGAAAGAGGAAAUCCUGGAAGUGCUGGGCGACGACGGCACUGAUGAGUGGACUUACCUUGAUAAUUUCCUGAAGCGUUACAACAGAGUGCUCCUCGAUAAACUGGCCUACGAGAGGCGAAAGAAGGCCGUUGACGAACAGACUGAGACACUGAAAAGCAGACUGAACAGUUUCGUACAAAAUAUAUCAAUCAACAAGGACACAAUGACAAAACCGAACUCCCUGCUGCUGGUCAACGCAGCUGCAGCACCGUGCUAG